AUGUCUCACCGACGAAUAGCGUUACUACUGUUAUUCCUGGCGCUUGCAGCUGCACCAUUCGCGCAGCGAGUGGAGUCGCACUUAACACCACGGGAAGCGGCGCGCCUUGAAGAGGGUAAAGCGGCGUUGGAGCGACUCGGCGUCUAUUUUAGUAGUGAGCACGGUUCGCAGCCCUCUCAUGCCACUGUCGCUGCUGCUGCGUUCGACCCUGCAAGCACCAGCAGCGAAGGUCCAAUUAACGCCCGCACUGCCAGCACCAGCACCAACACCAAAGACACCACCAAUCUUCGCGCCACCAGCACCAGCAGCAGCAGCAGCACCAGCAGCACGAGCACGAGCACGAGCGGCGGAUCUCGUACGAGCAGCACGGGCAGCGGAGGCAGCACGGAUCCGCCUAUCCGCAUCACCAUCGGCACGGGGUUCCCCCGGUGGUGGUGGUGGGGCGGCGGCGGGUCAGGCGGGUCAUCAAAGAAGUCUACAGGCGGGUCUUCUCGCGGACUCAUGAAGCCAUACAGCGGCCGAGUCCCCAGCUACGCGCCCAAGACCGUCUCAUAUAAAAGCGGCCCGGUGAUGUCGCAACCCUUGGAAGUGUACCUCAUCUGGCACGGCACGUGGCCCGCGUCGCAGAAGACGCCCGUGCAGAAAUUCGUGGAUUCCAUUUCCGACGACACGCUGGCCAACAAGCCCGGCAGCGUCAGGGAUUGGUGGAACAUCAACCGCCUCUACAAGGCCGGCGCCACCUACGUCACGCCCACCGUCUCCCGCAGUAACACAGAGAUUGACAUUGCAGCCGCUUCAUCAGCCUCAGGCCAGACGCCGUUGAAGAAGGCCGACCUGCUCGCGCUCAUCAACUUCCAGAUCCUGUCAGGAUCGCUGCCGCGAAUCAGCAGCGCCGUCUACGUCAUCUUCACCUCUGCUGACGUGGAUGUGGACGGGUUUGGGUCUGACUUCUGUGCUUUCCACAGCGUCAGCGGGAACGUGAAGUGGGCGUGGGUUGGCAUGCCCGAGAAAUUUCUCGCCAAGUGCACGCACUCAGCAGCAGCAGGCCUCGAAUACCCCAACGGUGACCGAAUUCUCGACGGGCUGAUUUCCAACUUCGCGCACGUGCUUUCCGAGGCUGCGGUCAACCCGAACCUAAACAGCUGGUCCGACGAUAACGGAAACGAAAACAUGGAUCUGUGCUCGGGCAUCUGGGGGACCGAAUACCUCUCUGAUGACAGCCCCGCUGUACAGUACAACGCCGUGGGUGUAGACGAUUAUAGGUUCUUUCUUCCUACGAAUUUAAAUCCGAGCACGGGGUAUUGCAUGAAUGGGCUGUCGGUCCUGCCCGGGGCGUGUGGGAAGGACUUGUUCAACUACCCGUGCGAUACGGGUGGGAUAUAG
Messenger RNA from Closterium sp. Naga37s-1, 1383 nucleotides. Lineage: Eukaryota; Viridiplantae; Streptophyta; Zygnematophyceae; Desmidiales; Closteriaceae. The record is from the annotation of a GenBank genome assembly.